Entrophospora candida is the source of this 1191-nucleotide messenger RNA. Lineage: Eukaryota; Fungi; Glomeromycota; Glomeromycetes; Entrophosporales; Entrophosporaceae. The record is from the annotation of a GenBank genome assembly.
AUGCCAAAAGCAACACGAAGAAAACAUCAUAAUGGAAUUCCAAUUGAAUUGGUUAAUGACAAAAAAAUAUUAGAAAAGCAAUUAUGUGAAUUUGUUGUUGGUGUGCGAAGAGAUGAUGGCGAAGAAUAUUUGCCAUUAAAAAAUUGUAUGGCUGCAAUUGAUAGACAUUUGAAAAGUCACAGUGUAAUUAAAGAUCAAAUUACUUUAAAUGGAAAUGCAUGUGAGCAAAACUAUCCAGACUUAUAUAAAACUUUAAAUGGAAAGCUAUGUGAUCUUAAGGAACAGGGUAAGAUUUCUACAAAGAAGGCUGACACACUUUCACCAGAUGAAAUCAAACAAAUUCUGAAUCACCCAUCAACAUCAAAAGAUACACCCAAAGGUCUCUCUAGGAGAGUGUUUAUAUGGGUCUGUUUAGUAUUUUGUCCUCGUGGUGGUGAACAUACAAAAAUGUUAAAAUGUCAGUUUGAUAUAUGUGAUGAUAUGGUCAUUUUCACCAAAUUUCAUCAAAAAAAUGAUCAAGGUGGUCUUGAUGGUAAUAAUGAAUCACUAAAUAUCCCAUGUCCACAUGAUAAAGAACAUCAAGGAGCUUAUGAUGACAUUAUAUCUUAUUUGAGUAAACAACCAACACCAUCAAUCAAUGAUGAUGUAUGGUAUCUUGAUCAUAAAAUUGGAACUGAGAAAAUCAAGAAUUACAUGAAGACAAUAUGUUUCAAUGCUGGUAUAAAUCUAAAUGGAAGAAAAAUAGUCAACCAUUCUGGUUGUGCUACUAGUCUAAAUUGGUUAUAUCAAAGUGGUGUUGAUGACACACAAGUGAUGACAAUCUCUGGUCAUAAAAGUCUCAAGGGCGUGAGAUUGUAUAUUGCACUCACUAUAUAUCAAAAAACUAGUAAAAUAAGCAAUGUUCUUCAAAUGGCAUUAACACUGCAAGAAUCAUCAACUUUGAAUAAAACACCUCAAAAAAAUACAGAGCCUGAAGAUAUCAAAGAUAAUUCUGAUGAGCCAGAUGACAUGAGUGAUAAAGGCAGUGGUGUUAAAUCAUUAGGUAAAUUUACACAUGUUACUCAACCAUAUAAAAAUAAACCAUUUCACUCACCCUUAAGAGAAAUUGUCAAUGAUGCUAUCAAUAACAACACUCAAACAGUAAAUAGAGAUCUUUCUAAUAAUAACAGCAACCAAACCAAUAAUAUUAAU